This is a messenger RNA of Nelumbo nucifera (sacred lotus), 3089 nucleotides long. The record is from RefSeq and is a predicted model, not a curated record. NCBI's taxonomy places the organism in Eukaryota, Viridiplantae, Streptophyta, Magnoliopsida, Proteales, Nelumbonaceae.
CCUUGUAUCGGAUACCUGUCCAUCACCAUCUCUAUCUCGCUCUCUCCAAUUUACAUCUUCAUUGCUUACUUCUUUAUUAUUAUUAUUAUUAUUAUUAACUCUCUUUCUCCAUUCUCUCGUCUUCUGAUCUUCAUGUCCAAUUAAAAUGAAGAAAGAGGGAGAGGGAGGGAGGUUUACUGAUCAUCCCUGCUGCUCAUUGAACGUUUUAGAAGGAAGGAGUAGAGAAACCUAGAAAGGACUGCAGAAGAGUUGGUGGUAACUUCGUUUUCUCCUUUAUGUAAGCUUUCUUUAUUUGCUGGUUAAUAAUUGGAAGUGAUUUUAGUGAAAAAGAGAGGAGAGGAGACCCAAAAUUUUGUAGAGGCUGAGAUGGGUUACCUCAGAUCCAGGGAAGCCAGGUGUUAUGUGAAAAGGGCUUCUUCUUUUUAGGGUCUUCCUGUGAUUCUUGGGAGUUCGCCUUUCCUGUGUUCUUUCUCAUGACCCUUUUUGUGUUCUCUAUCUUGUGCUUAUAGAUAAGGCUUUGAAUUUAAUCUUGGUUGUACUCUCUCUCUCUCUCUCCAUUUCCUGGUCGGAUUUAUGGGUUGGUAGCGAUUUGGGGCCUUUUCUUGUUGUUUCUCUUUCACUUUAGUUGAUAGGAGUGGUUAGUGAAGAUUCCUGGGGGUGUAGUUAGUUGAGGGAUCUAAUCCAUCUUUCCAUUGUUUAAGUUUCCAUAAAUGGAAGUCUGGAUCCAUUGUUCCUCACCAGAUCUGACCAGCCAUUUCCAAGGUACUGCUCCUUUCCUCAUUCUUUAGGCGCAGUUGAGUUCCUUUUAUUUGCUCCGUGGGCGUUUGAUGAUUAUGUUUCCUCUGUCGGCUAUUGGAAUCGAUUUGCCGCCCAGAUAUUGAGUUUCUUUGGCAUGGAAGGUGGUCUGUUGGAACUUGUAGCUCCGAUGUUGCAUAUGGGAGAAGGAGAUGAAGUAGUUGAAAAAUGACAGGGCAUGUGAUUUUGGAGGGGUUGGAAGUUUGCUACUAUUGCCACUACUCAGAUAGGAGAGUUGAUGGAGGAGAUGUCUCCUGCAGUUGCAGUACCAUUUAGGUUAGAUAGUUCAAUCUGUGAUAACUCUGCCGUAGCACCUCACAUGGAAAUCACACGGCUCAAGUUGAUAACGGACACAGCAAGUUUGUUGUCGGAUCCAGAAUCCAAGCUGUCUUCUGAGUCUGCUUCUGGUGAAGAUGAAGGUUGCAGUUGUAGUGAUCAGCAGAGUGAAGGUGUUACUGUAACCAUGUCAGCUCCUCAAGAAGAAGUAGGGGGAGGAGGCACUGCUGCUUCCACAGAGAUGGCAAAGCCAGAAAAUGCAAGCAAUUGGGUUGCUACUGAUACUAAAAUGCAUGAUAGUGAAGAAGAUGAUUCUCUAUCUGUGGGUGGCGACCAAACAUUAGAUAGCCCUUGUUCUCUUUCUGUGGCUAGUGAUACCAGUAGCCUUUGUGGUGAUGAAAUCUCAUCUUCAGAUACUGCUUUUGAGUCAGGUUCUCUUGGCAUCCAGAAGAGUUUUGGGAAUGUCCACAUUAUUGCAAAAACCGCCUCUUUGGGGGAUUUAAAUGUUGAUCAGGAGCCAAUGGAUGAUAUACUUGCUGUACCAUCAGUCCUUGAUGUUGAGGUUGGAGAACGGUUUGAUCCAAAAGCAUCAGAUAAGGUUCUUCAGUUGCCUCAGGAGAAAGGAAUACGAAGAACAGGAAUUCGCAGCGUUUUUGAAUUGGAUUGUAUACCCCUUUGGGGAUGCACAUCUAUAUGUGGAAGGAGACCAGAGAUGGAAGAUGCUGUUGCUGCUGUACCUCGGUUUCUGAAUAUCCCUAUCAAAAUGCUAACCAGUGAUCAUGUUGUAGAUGGUAUGAACCAAAGUUUGACUCACUCAACUGCUCAUUUCUUUGGAGUUUAUGAUGGCCAUGGAGGCUCACAGGUUGCUAAUUACUGCCAUGAUCGUAUCCAUAUGGCUUUAAUUGAGGAGAUAGAAAUUCUGAAAGAAAGCAUGGGUGGUGGAAGUAUUGCACAUAAUUGGCAUAUGUUGUGGGAGAAAGCAUUCACCAAUUGUUUUGUAAAAGUUGAUGCUGAGGUUGCAGGAAGAGCUAGCAGAGGAAUUACUGAGGGUAGGGAUGAUGCCUUUGAACCCAGUCCUGAGCCUGUUGCCCCAGAAACUGUUGGUUCUACUGCUGUGGUUGCUGUCAUUUGCUCAUCACACAUUAUAGUUGCAAAUUGUGGUGAUUCUAGGGCAGUCCUAUGUCGUGGCAAGGAACCUAUUCCAUUGUCUGUUGAUCAUAAACCAAAUAGAGAAGAUGAAUAUGCACGGAUUGAAGCAGCAGGAGGCAAGGUUAUACCAUGGAAUGGAUACCGUGUGUGUGGUGUUCUAGCAAUGUCAAGGUCCAUAGGUGAUAGAUAUUUGAAACCAUGGAUCAUUCCGGUACCAGAAGUCAUGUUUGUUCCUCGUACCAAAGAAGAUGAAUGCCUAGUUCUAGCCAGUGAUGGUUUAUGGGAUGUUUUGACAAAUGAGGAGGUUUGUGAGGUGGCUCGAAGGCGAAUCCUUCUCUGGCACAAAAAGAAUGGUGUUACCCUUCCUGCAGAAAGGGGUAAUGGAAUAGAUCCUGCUGCUCAAGCAGCUGCUGAAUUCCUCUCUAAGCUUGCUCUUCAAAAGGGAAGCAAGGACAACAUCACUGUCAUCGUGGUUGACUUGAAAUCUCAAAGAAAAUUUAAGAGCAAAGCCUGACUGUGAUUAAAUUCACUGCUAAUUUGGUCUUCUGGUCUAUAACUGUACGAUAUACUCCAAGUUUAUAUGGUUAUUACCAUUAAUGGAUAACUUUGCCCAUCUGUUUUUCACUUGGGCGUAAUUGCUGUACAAGAAUGGCUUUCUGUAUGUACUAUAGGAUCUGCACCCUACUGGAACUCCUAUCAUAAAAGUUUUUGCCAUACAUCAUGCUAAGUCUUGGCCAUGUAAAUUUGAGAUGCCGUGUAGGGUAGGGGCUAGGGUUCUUUCCCUUGUAGUGGAGCUCUGGUUGAUUGUAUUUGUUUUUGCCUCCGAGUUCAAGGCUAUGAGAGGUGUUUCACUUAUAUUGUUUCUACGA